This is a messenger RNA of Colletotrichum abscissum, 1062 nucleotides long. Its product is annotated as short-chain dehydrogenase. NCBI's taxonomy places the organism in Eukaryota, Fungi, Ascomycota, Sordariomycetes, Glomerellales, Glomerellaceae. The coding region runs from base 1 to 1062 and encodes 353 amino acids. The transcript has 2 exons. The record is from RefSeq and is a predicted model, not a curated record.
AUGCCUUACAUCCCCAACCUGCCUCAGAUCCCCAAUCGCUAUGCUGCGGCACAUGCCAACCCCCAGGGUGAAGGUGAUGCUCGCCCGACUGCACUUCAGAUCAUUCAAGAUGAAGGUCUAGUUGGCAAGCUGGAUGACAAAGUGGCGUUGGUGACGGGCGGCACCAACGGCAUUGGCCUCGAGAUUGUUCGGCAUCUAGCCAAGACCGGCAUGAAGGUAUUCUUCACUUCGCGUAACCUUGCGAAGGGUGAAAAGGUCAAGACUCAGCUGCAAGGCGAAGAUGCCAGCCUUAGACUGGAGGUGGUGGAAAUGGAAUUGAGUAGCUUGAAGAGUGUCAAGAAAGGCGCAGAGCAUGUUCUAGAUAGCACGGUGCGAUUGGAUGUUCUCGUCAACAACGCAGGCAUUGCAGCAACACCACGCGGCUACACAGAAGAAGGAUACGAGCAGCAGUUUGGCGUCAACUACCUCGCGCACUUCUACCUCUUCCAACUUCUCAAGCCUCUUCUUCUGGACACGGCUGCGAACAAUAACGUGAACGUGCGUGUGGUCACCACCUCUAGCACAUCUCACACGGCCUCGACUGUCCUCCCAGAGAACAAUUACGACACGGCCAACCCCAAUGGCAAGGGCUACGAGCCUGGCGUAUCCUAUGCACACUCUAACACGGCAAAGAUCUGGUUCUGCAACGAAGUCGAGCGCCGCUACGGAUCUGAGGGGGUUCACGCUAUCAGCAUCCAUCCUGGUGGCUUCGGCAGCGGCUUGAUGGAGUCUUCGGACGAGGAGACUCGCAAGAUGCUGGAGAAGCUCAUUCAGAUGCCUCAUAUCAGAAAGGUGUGGAAGAGUGUUCAGCAAGGUGCUGCUACAAGUGUGCUGGCGUGUGUGGGUAAGCAGUAUGAUGGCAUUGGCGGGUUCUACAUGGAGGACUGCGGUGUUAGCAAGCCCAUUCCCGAUGAUACCAACUGGGCUGGAUAUGGUUUCAAGUCGUGGGCAUUCGACGAGGAGGGAGAGAAGAAGCUGUGGGCUGAUUCAUUGAAGAUGGUUGGGUUGGAGGACGAGCUCUAG